CUCAAGUCUCACGAUACUUGUGUUCGGCAGAGGUCGCGUGUUGGUUCCUGUUUCUGGCGGGCCCUUUUAGGUCUCCUAGUCUGAGGCGCUUCUCCCUCUGCCGGAAACCUUCCGACUCAACAGCAUGACGUCCGCCCUGGAGAACUACAUCAACAGAACCGUAGCUGUUAUCACUUCUGAUGGGAGAAUGAUUGUGGGAACACUAAAAGGUUUUGACCAGACCAUUAACUUGAUUUUGGAUGAAAGUCAUGAGCGUGUGUUUAGCUCUUCUCAGGGAGUAGAGCAAGUGGUCCUAGGAUUAUACAUUGUGAGAGGUGACAAUGUCGCAGUAAUUGGAGAAAUUGAUGAAGAAACAGAUUCUGCGCUGGACUUGGGUAAUAUUCGAGCAGAACCUCUAAACUCUGUAGCACACUGAAGAAAGAGCCACACGUUAGACACCUGUAAAUGUUGUACAGAAACGGGGUACUCUCAAAACAAUGCAGGAACUUUUUAUGAGUAUAAUUGCUGAUAUUGACUUCAUGUUGGUACAUUGUAAUAUGUAAAUUAAAAUAUUUCUACAUUUUUAUUGAAAAACAUUGAAAUUAAAAAAUGUGGUUGCUUGAUUUUAUUUUUCUACUACAUGAUAUGAAAAUCUGAUUGUUUUGAAAACUCAGAAAAUAUCAGUUAUUUUCUGAUCAUUUUUAAUAUUUGUGGGGAGGUUGAAAAGAGACACCUAAGUUAGGUUAUUAUAGGUCAUAUGUCAAAGUAAUAGUAGUGCAAAGUGUGUAUGUUUUCUUCCUUGAUUUUUUAGUCAGUUUUUUAAUGAAUUUUUUUCAGUAGCUCUUGUCUUUUACAAGUAUCUGAGCCAGAGGUGUUUACCUACUGAUUGCCUGUGAUUUAAAAAAAUUGCUCCUUGGUUAUAAAAAAGCAUAGAUAAAAAUUUGGUUGAAAUUUGGUAAAGAAAAAAAUAACAAAUUUUAUUAAAUAGAAACAAAUAGAGAAAUAGGAAUGAUGGGAAGGCUAUUGAUAACAGUCUUUAGGAGUAUAGUAAGUUAGAAUAAUGCUGCAUAUGCAAAAAUUCAGUAUCCGAGAACAUUGAUUUCACAUAAUCUAAAAUGCUAUGGUAGUGUUUCAUUUUAAGAAUAUCUAAUAUUAAAAGUUUGUUUAUACAGUUAAGUAAAGCUGAUGCAGGAGCACUGUGUAUUGUCUCACUCCUUGUUCACGUGAUCCACAAAUCUAGUUUUAUGUGAGCAAGCUUGUGUUUUUUUUAAGAAUUUAUAGAAACAGUGUCAUAUUGUACAAAAAUUCAGGCUAGUGUACAGAAGUCAUCAGUGCAGGCCUAAGUGGGUGUCUUUGUGAUAGGAAGAAUAGAAGAAAUGAGCACAUCCUUCUAAUUAAAAUGAAAUCUCGGAUCUAGGUUUAUGUUUCAAUUUCCAGUUCUUUUUAGUGAAAACAUUUGGCAAUUUUUUCCCUGUAAAGAUCCAGAUAAUAAAAUUUUAGGCUUCGAAGGCCAUGUGUUCCCCCUCAUAGCCACUCUUCUGUGCAGCCUGAGAUGACAUGAGUGCACAGCCUUGGCUGUCUUCCCAGUACAACUUCCUUUACAAAGCCGAGAGGCUAGAUUGGCCUGAAGGCCCUAAUUUGAUAACUUUGGCUUAAAAAAUUAGUUCAGUUAGAAGAAAUAAAUGGCCAAUCUGUGUAAUUUCUGAAAAUGACUUCUGGAAUGGGUCCUUUUUGAAUUUAGAGGUAAGUUGGAUGCGCAGUUUAAAACUCUUUGACAUUGUAGUUUUGGUUAAUUAAAACAGAAACAAGCUUUGUGAGGAAAUAGGUUGAAAUAGUGUACCAUCAGAUCGAGCCUAUACUGUCAUUUUAUAUCAAUUUAGCAAAAAAAAUGAAAGUAAUUUCAAAUGAGUAAAGCAAAUAUGUUUAGGGACUAUGAGCCAAAUAUACCUCUUUAAUACAUAGUAUUUUAAAAUUCCUAAACUAAUUCCAAAAAUUAAUCAAGAACAUUUCCUUUCUAUGAAAAAUUUAUUCAAACAAUUUGAAGUCCACAGAUCUUUUCCUCCAAAUACUUGCUAUAUCAAGUAUUUUCCUGGUUGAUGUUGGAUUCCAAGUAUGUUUGUUAAUGGUUUAUGGAAGAAGUGAAUGAAGGUGUCCCAAAUGAUGUUUCUAAUUAUUCCUGAAUUGACACGGUAGGCAUUUUAUAUGCUCACAGCCAGUUCAAAUUAUAUUCAUUCUUGCCUGAGAACAAAGAGAACCUUUGUAGUUUC
Molecule: messenger RNA, 2246 nt
Organism: Nannospalax galili (Upper Galilee mountains blind mole rat)
Lineage: Eukaryota; Metazoa; Chordata; Mammalia; Rodentia; Spalacidae
Gene: Lsm8
Product: LSM8 homolog, U6 small nuclear RNA associated
Exons: 4
Coding region: 125-415 (96 amino acids)
Biological process (GO): mRNA splicing, via spliceosome
Cellular component (GO): U4/U6 x U5 tri-snRNP complex; U6 snRNP; precatalytic spliceosome
Molecular function (GO): RNA binding
Source: RefSeq, a predicted model, not a curated record